This is a messenger RNA of Periophthalmus magnuspinnatus, 824 nucleotides long. RefSeq names its product calcyphosine-like b (gene capslb). Bases 49 to 675 code for a protein of 208 amino acids. Gene Ontology annotation, molecular function: calcium ion binding. The record is from RefSeq and is a predicted model, not a curated record. The transcript has 6 exons. Lineage: Eukaryota; Metazoa; Chordata; Actinopteri; Gobiiformes; Gobiidae.
ACCAGUCUUCCGCACGAUCUGACAAACUGAUUAUAGACUUUCUUGAAUAUGGCAGGGACCUCCAGACAUGAUCAUGAGAUGGCUAUAAACGCCAAAAAGCAGCUGGCCAUGUGCUCUGACCCCGUAGAGCGACUGAGGUUACAGUGUCUUACAAGGGGCUCCUCUGGUAUCAAAGGUCUUGGCAGAACCUUCAAAAUAAUGGAUGACAACAACAACCGCAGCCUGGACUUCAAAGAGUUUGUGAAAGGCCUAAAUGACUACGGGAUCUUAAUGGAAAAAGAGGAGGCCACAGCUCUUUUUCAGCAGUUUGACAGAGAUGGCAGUGGGUCCAUAGACUUUGAUGAAUUUCUCAUUACUCUCAGGCCACCAAUGUCAAAGGCCAGAAAACAAGUGGUAAUGGAAGCGUUUCGGAAGCUCGAUAAGACUGGAGAUGGAGUGAUCACAGUAGAGGACCUCAGAGGUGUUUACAAUGCCAAGUAUCACCCCAAAUAUCAGAAUGGGGAAUGGACUGAGGAUCAGGUUUUCCGGACGUUUUUGGACAGCUUUGACUCCCCUUAUGAGAAGGACGGAAAGGUAACCCAAGAAGAGUUUAUGAAUUAUUAUGCUGGUGUGAGUGCAUCCAUUGAUACAGAUGUCUACUUUAUUGUGAUGAUGAAAAAUGCCUGGAAAAUUUGACUUAGCAACACAGUACGGUGACCAAAGAUGAGUUCAUCAGUUACUACUCUGGGGUGAGUGCCUCCAUUGACCGUGAUGUCUACUUCAUCCUCAUGAUGAAAAACGCCUGGAGACUUUGAAUUCAUCAGUGUCAAGAAACAUGUCAACAC